GUGUUGAUCAGUGCUCGCUGGCAUUUUGCUGAUGUGGCCCCAACCCUGCCUCCCUCCCCACUCUGCGAUGGCAGGAGAAACUCGACAGAGCAAAUUGGCGGCAGCCAAGAGAAAGUUAAAAGGAUAUUGGCAGAGAAACAGCCCUGGUGUUCCAGCAGGAGCCAAGAGGAACAGGAAAACAAAUGGCAGCAUCCCUGAGACAGCCACUUCUGGUGGUUGCCACUCACCUGGAGAUUCAGCAACAGGUUUCCACAGGGAAGGCCCUACAUCAUCUGCUACCCUGAAGGAUCUGGAGAGCCCUUGCCAAGAACUAGAAGUAGUCCUGGAUUCAAGGUCUGUAAAAAUCAGUCAACUGAAGAAUACCAUCAAAUCUUUGAAACAACAGAAGAAACAAAUGGAACAUCAGCUGGAAGAAGAAAAGAAAGCAAACAACAAGAAACAGAAACCUGAAAGGGAGCUAGAGGUGAGUGGAGGGUGUGAAGUUUCCUCCUGUCCUCUGGAGAAUGUUUCUUUCCUUCUCUUCAGCACUUGCUUGGCUUUUCUCCCAAAAGUUCAAAUCCAGAGAUUGAACACACAGAAAGGGAAACUAAAUACGGACCUGUACCACAUGAAACGUUCUCUCAGAUACUUUGAAGAAGAGUCCAAGGAUCUGGCUGUCCACCUGCAACACUCAUUGCAGUGUAAAGGAGAGUUAGAGCGGGCUCUCUCUGCUGUCACUGCCACACAGAAGAAGAAGGCAAACCAGUUCUCCAGCAGCAGUAAAGCAUGUAUGGAGUGGAAGUUAGAGCAGUCCAUACAGGAGCAGACACUGCUGAAAGUGCAGCUGACACAGUUGAAGGAGUCCCUUAAACAAGUCCACCUAGAGAGAGAUGAGUAUGCUCAACAUAUAAAAGGAGAGAGGGCCUGGUGGCAGCAGAGGAUGAGAAAAAUGUCGCAGGAGGUUUGCACAUUAAAGAAGGAGAAGAAGCAUGAUACAUGCCAGGUAGAGAAGCUGGAGAGGAGCUUGUCCAAGCUCAAAAACCAGACGGCUGAACCUUUGCCCCUGGAGCCCCCAGCAGUGCCUUCUGAGGUGGAGCUGCAGCACCUGAGGAAGGAAUUAGAGAGAGUGGCAGGAGAGCUCCAGGCCCAGGUUGAAAACAAUCAGCGCAUAAGUCUCCUGAACCGGAGACAAGAACAGAGGCUUCGGGAGCAGGAGGAGAGGCUUCAGGAGCAGCAUGAGAGGCUUCAGCAGCUGGCCAAGCCACAGAGCAUCUUCGAGGAGCUGAACAAUGAGAACAAGAGCGCACUGCAGUUGGAGCAGCAAGUAAAGGAGCUACAGGAGAAGCUUGGUGAGGAGCGCCUGGAAGCUACCAGCCAGCAGAACCAGCAGCUAACAACCCAGCUGAGCCUCAUGGCUCUCCCUGGGGAAGAAGAUGGAGUAGGACAUCUGGACAGUGAGGAGGAGGAGGCACCUCGGCCCAUGCCGAGUGUCCCAGAGGACCUGGAGGGCAGGGAUGCCAUGGUGACAUUUUUCAAGUCCACUGGAGCCAGUGCCCAGGAGAGGCAGGCACAGUUACGAGAGCAGAGCGGCUUUAUGGACCACCUGGAGGAGAAGGCAGACCUGAGUGAGCUGGUGAAGAAACAAGAACUUCGCUUCAUCCACUACUGGCGAGAGAGAUGCCGUCAGAAAAUCCAUCACCUUUUAACAGAGCCAGGGUGCCGUGCCAAAGAUGCGGCACUGGGAGGAGGAUGUCAUCAGGCUGGCCCAGGACAGGGAGGAGAUGAAGGUGAAGCUGCUAGAGCUGCCGCAGAUGGUAUUGUGGCUUAUAGCAACUACAACAAUGGGCACAGAAAAUUCCUGGCUGCUGCCCAGAACCCUGCUGAUGAGCCCGGUCCAGAAGCCCCAGCCCCCCAGGAGCUUGGGGCUGCAGAAAAGCAUGGUGAUCUUUGUGAGGUGAGCCUCACCUCCUCUGCGCAAGGAGAGGCCAGGGAGGGUCCUCCCCAUGACAACCCUACCGCACAGCCAAUCGUGCAGGACCACCAGGAGCACCCAGGCUUGGGCAGCAACUGCUGUGUGCCAUUCUUUUGCUGGGCUUGGCUGCCGAGAAGGAGAUAAACAUCACCAUCAUCAAAGAGCUGCUCAAGAAAUUUUUAAAUAAGAAACCAAGUUACGGGGUUAAUCUCCUACACAAUUCAUUUACUUCAUUUGAAUGUUAGAGUCACUCAUGAUUAUUUGUGUUUCUAAUUUAUAAGUUUAUUUGUAAAAAGUUAAAAGAGAGUGGGUCUCUGUGGCUCUCACUGAUGUUCACUCUGGCAUCCUUUAGCAUUUUUCUUUUUUAAUUUCAUAAUUGUAGGGCAUUAGCAUGCAUAUCGAGUUUGCCCUUAUGUGGUGGGAGUUCAAACACAGAAAGACCCACUCUUUGCACAAAACUGUUCUCAUUGGUUUGGAAUAGGCUGCCAUGCUUUUUUAAUGUUAUUGUAGCAUGUAUAUUCACUACAGAAUUCAGACAAAAUUUGCCUAUGUUCUACUGUUGUUUGAUCUAAUCUUAAUCACAGUGAGCUCUUCAUUAGCUCAAUAUGUGGCUUGCCCCCAAGUGUGCACUGUUUAUUACUUUGUAAUAUGCCACUAUGAGUACUGACAUUUAGGGUUGUUUAAAGGCUGAGAACUGGAAACAGCCUUUCCUCCAUUUUCUGUGUAUUGGUGAUGGGAGUAAUAACAUUUUGGGGGAGCUUUUUAAAUCUCACAGAAGAGGAAAGUGGCCUCCUCUGGCAGGUAUGUGCAGGAUAGAGUGUGUUUCAUUUGUUCUGGUGCCAAGAAUUAGCGCUGUAUUAUGGUGGUUCCCUUAGGAUUUGUAUGUGCUCUGGGCUCAUGAAGAUAUUGCAUCAGGAGCUGCAGCAGUUGUACUCUUUUUCAAUGACCUUAAAAGGGAUUAUUUCUGAGGAAUGAAAGGUUCCCAUCAUUGACUGUGGAUGUGGAAAACCUUUCCUAGCUUAGAGCAUUUGUAUCUACAAUACAUUUUAAAGUCAGAGUUCAUGUUCCCUGUUUUAAUCACAUGACUACAUGCCUCAGUUCACAAAAGGGCGCUGGUUGGCAUUCUUCUUAAUGUAUUUAGUGACGAUCAUAAGAAUCCUUUACGAGUUCAAAUGUCCCUGGAACAGGCAUACAGGCUCUAGUCAAGAAUGAAUUAGAGUGAAGGAAAGCUGUGUGGUGCCUGGCAUUCCUCUCUGUUCAUGGAGCUUCUUUGAGGCUUGAAGAUUGAUUUUGCCAUCUAGACGUCUCUGGCUAAUACCUAUUCUUCAACCACCUUGGUUACUCUGACAUAGGAAUUUACUUCUUUCCUUGAAUGGAAAACACUUUAAAAAAUAAUAGAAACAUUAUUAUAAACUAAUAUAUGUGAGAGUACUUAGGUGAAACAAAAAGGAGUUUUAGUAGACAGUAUUAUACUAUAUUUGAAAAUCAAGGAGAAGUUUAUGCAACUUAAAAUGUUUCCAAACUGCAGUGCAACCUACUGUUCGUGAAUGUCAAUGUAUUAUCAGGAAACGUGUCUAUACAAUCACACAGUUAUAUUUUCUCACAGACUUCUUUACAAAGAGUGAAAUAUGUUUUGUACUGCUCAGUUUCAGUUAGGGACACAUUUUGUGCAAUAUUUAUGUGAUUGUGCCUAUGUGUGAUGAAUAAAUGCAUUUCAGUCA
Pongo pygmaeus (Bornean orangutan) is the source of this 3672-nucleotide messenger RNA. Its product is annotated as golgin subfamily A member 8S-like. The record is from RefSeq and is a predicted model, not a curated record. Lineage: Eukaryota; Metazoa; Chordata; Mammalia; Primates; Hominidae. The coding region runs from base 32 to 2095 and encodes 687 amino acids. Gene Ontology annotation, cellular component: Golgi cisterna membrane; Golgi apparatus; Golgi cis cisterna. Gene Ontology annotation, biological process: Golgi organization. Gene Ontology annotation, molecular function: protein binding. The transcript is spliced from 19 exons.